AUGGCACGAACCAAAAAAGCAGCCAGAAAACAAGCCUCCAAUUAUUCCCGCGAGACGAUCAAAGAGCAUAGCAAGGAGAAGCAAGAAGUCAAGAAAUCCAAACACAACAAGAAGAACAACAAGAAGCAAGACACCUCUGCUCAAGCCGGACCAAGCGACCCCCCAAUCACGGGAUCAGAGCCCACAGAGAUGUCCAUCGAUCCACCGGCAUCGACUUCCACUCCAGCAACUUCUUCAGCAGACACAGAAUCAUUAGGCGAUCUAGCAAGUACUCAUGACGUCUUGCGCAUGUCUAUUAUUUCCUCGACUCAGAUGGAGAAAAAAGUCACGGCGAUUCUCAAGUACCUGGAUACCCCGGAGAAAGCAGCCGUAGUGAUGCUGCACUCCAAGGCGAAAGUUGCGUCGAAGCUUAUUAGCAUCGUAGAGAUUGCUAAGAGGGAGAUUGCGGCGGGGGGCGGGAAGUGGUUUCAGUAUAAUGUUGUUGAGGGGGUUUUGGAGGAAAAGUCAGAGGGGGAGCAUGGGGAAGAUGAAGGUGGUGUGAAGAUUGGAGAAGUAGAUAAUAUAGAUGUUGAAGAUGAGGAAGAAGAGGAGGAGAGUUUUGAGACUAUGAAAACACCCUUUGAGAGGGCUAUUGAGGGGAAGCCUAAGGUUAGAGCUGUGCCGGGCAUGACUACGUAUCUUUCGAGGGUUAGAAUUGACAGGCUUGGGAAGAAGUAUGGAGAGCAAACGAAUGGAUUAGAGACUGAUCUGGCGGAUCGGUCGAAGAAGUGA
Messenger RNA from Lachnellula hyalina, 771 nucleotides. RefSeq lists its product as uncharacterized. Gene Ontology annotation, molecular function: nucleic acid binding. The record is from RefSeq and is a predicted model, not a curated record. The transcript is spliced from 2 exons. The coding region runs from base 1 to 771 and encodes 256 amino acids. NCBI's taxonomy places the organism in Eukaryota, Fungi, Ascomycota, Leotiomycetes, Helotiales, Lachnaceae.